Messenger RNA from Astyanax mexicanus (Mexican tetra), 3672 nucleotides. RefSeq names its product suppressor of tumorigenicity 14 protein. Lineage: Eukaryota; Metazoa; Chordata; Actinopteri; Characiformes; Acestrorhamphidae. The transcript has 19 exons. Gene Ontology annotation, biological process: proteolysis; acrosome reaction. The record is from RefSeq and is a predicted model, not a curated record. Bases 275 to 2926 code for a protein of 883 amino acids. Gene Ontology annotation, molecular function: protein binding; serine-type endopeptidase activity.
CCAUUUUUCUGCGCUAGAAAUGCGCACCCUCUCCGAUUCUUUGGCCCGUUUCUGACACCUAGCGUUCAAACUUUGAAUCUCACAUUAUAAAAACCUGCUUAACAGCGGGCCAACUCUCAUUAUAUUUCUAAAAUACCUCGCGGGCCGCUCCAAAAAAGGAAACGGGCCGCAAAUGGCACGCGGGCCGUAGUUUGGACACCCCUGGUUUACAUCCUAUAAUGCUAGCUUCAGCUCCGAGCGCUGCCAUUACUCCUGGCGCCAGCUGCUACACGAUAUGGACUUGACAAAGAAAGUCCAUUUUACACCGGAAUUCUCAUUUAAGGAGGACGGUGUAAAGGACCCCUUCCAGCCAUCAAGCCCCCCUUCCAGCGACACUCAGCCUGAGACAGACAUCAAGAAGCCAGGCGACGAGAGAACCACUUUGAGGGCAUGGAGGAGGUGGGCACUGGCCGCUGCCCCCCUUAUCCCCCUUUCCGCUGCCGUCGCACUGGCUCUCCACUUCUUUGCAUCCCCUCCGUCUCCCUCUGUGUUCUUCCUGGGAGGAAGCAUGGAGUUUUCCAACCUCAGCUUCACCCCGGAGCUGGCUGACUCUUCCUCUGUACAGUUCCACAUCCAGUCUCAGGCACUCACCCACUACUUCUCAGAGUUGUACGAGUCUACGCCUUGGAGCCCAUAUUACCGGCGCUCAGAAAUCGUUGCCUUUAGUGAAGGAGUGAAUGGACUGAACGUGUACUUCUGGAGCAAGUUCUCUGCUCCAUCGGCUGCUGAGGCAGAGCAACUCCAGAGUGUGAAGCAUUCGUGGAUGCAGCGCCGCCUGCCUGGCUCCAACAAGGUCCUGCACAGCCGCCUGGAGGAGCAGUACUACAUGGAGAAAGAUGAAGACACACUGAGGCUGCUAGGGUUGAACUUAGAGGACAAUGACGAUGAUGAUGAUGAAUCAGACGACAAGGCGGAGAAGAUUAAGAAUCCAAACUCUUUGCAGAGUGGAAAGUGGCAGCUUGGUCUUCAGGCCAUGUCUUUUGACCUCUAUGCCAAGUAUGGAAACAAUCGCACACUCAGCCUGGUGAGCCCAAAGAAGCCCUAUUACCAGUGGAGACUCAGAGUGCCCUCUGGUCACGUAGUACGACUGGAUGUGGUCACUCUACAAGGAGCGACGCCUGGGAGCUGUUCAGCCAAUAAACUUUCUGCAUAUGACUUUCUACUGCCUCUUCAGAAUAAGAUCAUCGCCAGGUGGUGUGGCAUGCCAGUGUCUGGGUCUUCUCCUGUUAUGAAGCUAACAUCAUCUGGAAAUGUCAUGCUGGUUACUUUUUCCUUCAGUCGACAAAGACAGGGAGCCAUCUUUAAGGCCUAUUUCCAGGCUAUACCAAAAGCUGAAUGUGGAGGCUUCCUCUCUGCUUGGAAUGGCUCUGUGGUGUCCCCUUACUAUCCUGCCUACUACCCUCCCAACGUGGACUGCAACUGGAAGAUCAGGGCUCCGUUGCCGGGUUACCUACUCUCCAUAACCAUUGUGAUGCUGGACAUUCAGGAUUCACCAACCUCCAGCAGCUGCGAGAAAGACUGGUUGGAAAUCGGUGGCCUCAAGCUGUGUAAUCCGAUUGGGGACAGCAGCAGGAAGAGGAUCUACCCAUCUCCCGUUUUACUACACUUUCACUCGGACGAGUCCUUAACUCACAAGGGAUUUUACCUGGUCUACAGGGCAUUUUCCCCGGAGAGCACGUGUCCGAGACAGUUCCGUUGUGGAGACGGGCGCUGUAUUCCUCUGAGGAAAGUGUGUGAUGGAGAGAAGGACUGUGCAGACGGCCGGGACGAGGCGAAGUGCUCUAUAUGCAAACCAGGAGAGGUGUACUGUGGGAGUGGACAGUGCAGGCCACAUGGGAGCCAGUGUAAUCUGCAGAUUGCUUGUGGAGACAGCAGCGAGGAAUCUAACUGUGCAGGUAAAUGUCACCACAUGUGCCCAAAUAAAAUAUGCUUGCCCAAAUCUGCCAUGUGUGAUGGAAUCAUAGACUGCAAGGACCGCAGUGACGAGCUCAACUGCACAAGAGCAUUUCAUAAAGGGUGCUCACCCACUUCCUACAAAUGUGCAAAUGGCAAGUGUGUUAAUAAAGUGAACCCGGAGUGUGAUGGCAUCAAAGACUGCAAAGACGGCUCGGAUGAGAUGCGAUGCGGCUGUGGGACACGUCCCAGAAAAAGGGCAAAAAUUGUCGGGGGCACAGAUGCUCAGGCCGGCUCAUGGCCGUGGCAGGUCAGCCUGCAGAUGGAACGCUAUGGCCAUGUGUGUGGAGCCUCGCUGGUCGGCACCCGUUGGCUCCUAUCUGCCGCCCACUGCUUUCAGGACUCAGAUGCUAUUAAGUAUUCGGAUGCCCGUGCUUGGAGAGCUUUCUUGGGCAUGCGGGUGAUGAACACAGCCAGCAAUGCUGCAGCCACCCGUCAGAUACGCCGCAUUGUCCAGCACGCCCAAUACGAUCAAUUCACCUCCGAUUACGACAUCGCUCUGCUAGAGCUCAGCGCCCCCGUCUUCUUCAACGACCUGGUGCAGCCUGUGUGUGUGCCUGCACCCUCUCACGCCUUCACCUCCGGCACCACCUGCUUCGUCACCGGCUGGGGCGUCCUCACUGAGGAAGGUGAGCUGGCCACGCUGCUGCAGGAGGCCACUGUCAGCAUCAUCAGUCACAAAACCUGCAACAAAAUGUAUGAUGAUGCUGUCACUCCCAGAAUGAUCUGCGCAGGAAAUAUACAGGGAGGAGUGGAUGCCUGUCAAGGAGACUCUGGAGGACCCCUAGUGUGUCUGGAGAGAGGGCGUAGGUGGUUCCUAGCCGGCAUUGUGAGCUGGGGGGAGGGCUGCGCUCGGCAAAACCGGCCUGGGGUUUACACACAGGUCAUCAAGUUCACAGACUGGAUCCACCAGCAGACUAAAGGCCAGGUGUGACACAUGCACACACAACUUGGAUCGUGAAAUCAUGAUUUGCACACACUCCGUUGUUUUUCACGGGCAUCAAAACCAGUCCCCAUGGUGCAUAGUCCUACAGUGAGCUUCAGCGCCUACUUUCUAUGAAGAAACCCACCAGGCCACAUCUGUACAACCACUGCCCACACAUCCAGCUCAUUCAUCUCUUCAGUAUGGCUUUGUUUUAUCCAGGACACCCAAAAUGUCCCCCAGCAUUACUAGUCUUCGGAUGAUGGACCAUUAGUUUAGAUCAUUAAUGUUCGGUUUGAAGAAUGGCAUCUUGAUUAUACAAAGUAGAAUGAGUUCUCUUAAUGAAAUUGUUACUGUUACAAUGUUUGUGUAAUUUGCAUUUGCUGAGUCACUCUUAGCACACAUGUAUUCAUAUUAAUGCCUUAAAUUAUAUUUCUAGAUUGAUUUACCCCUCACUGGUGCAUCACUUCCAUUUAUAAAUGCCAUAUUAAGACACUGUGAAAUUGUUUGCGUGUCAAGAAAUCACACAUACCCUAUAAUUUUCCCAAUUUUAUUACUGCUCCUGAUACUCCCUCCUACAGCACCCCCUAUUGGUGAGAAACAGCAAUGUUUUCUCAUGAUACUGGUCAGCUUUAAUUACACCUGAUUUUCUGUAACUUCAACAACCUGGUGUUUAUGUCAAAGCUGAGCAAAUGAUGACACUUUAUAUUAGACAUCUCAAAUACUAUAGAACUAUAUUAAACAGAGGUGCUAUAUUA